AUGGGUUCGAGUGUGACGUAGUUUCUGUGACUUUAUAGGCCAAGGGCAGACUUUGGGCGCACGCAGCGGCAACGGGUGGAUCGUGGGAGAGAAGGAGGAACACGCGUCAGAGAAUUGAAGGGUGACCGUGUGACGAGCGUAGGGCGAUGGAAACAUGGAGUCGAGAAAGAAAACCGUGGGCACGCGCGCUAGUGCUCGGGGAAAAUGCGGGCCGCUGGCGUUGGCUGACUGUGACAUCAGCCUCGCCAGCUCAUGGACAAUGGCCGAACAGCAGAAUGGACUGGAGCUGCGUAGGGUCAUCAAUCUGCGAAGUCUUUUUUUUCUUUCCACAGGCUUUCCUUCUGACUGUAUCGACGUCACUGCAAUCUAGACCGAUCUUAUGCCGCCUGCACAGAAGGAUUCGAGAUUCAAUGAUCUGCAACCAGCUUUACCUGGCCAGUAACUUCGAAUAAGUAACACCAACCGCAGUUUGAUAGCACCAAGGAUGGACAUUGCCUGGUUUUAGUUUCUGCCGCUCACACACAUCGAUAUGCAAGAUCAACAGCAUAGUCCCCACGGGCGUUGCGCAAAAGUGAGUUGUG
Molecule: messenger RNA, 581 nt
Organism: Alternaria alternata
Lineage: Eukaryota; Fungi; Ascomycota; Dothideomycetes; Pleosporales; Pleosporaceae
Exons: 1
Coding region: 147-452 (101 amino acids)
Source: RefSeq, a predicted model, not a curated record